Messenger RNA from Xiphophorus couchianus (Monterrey platyfish), 6873 nucleotides. RefSeq names its product testis expressed 2, like (gene tex2l). The record is from RefSeq and is a predicted model, not a curated record. NCBI's taxonomy places the organism in Eukaryota, Metazoa, Chordata, Actinopteri, Cyprinodontiformes, Poeciliidae. The coding region runs from base 228 to 3203 and encodes 991 amino acids. Gene Ontology annotation, cellular component: endoplasmic reticulum. The transcript has 14 exons. Gene Ontology annotation, molecular function: lipid binding.
AGCUAUAGGAGAGCAGGCAGCAGCCGCUGGCAGACAGCUGGAUUAUUUAAUCUGGAUUAUCCUGCAGCGUCACACAUCUGGUAGUCUGGGAGGCUGAGAGAGAGAGAGAGAUUUUCCUCCGCUCUUUGGUCCAGAACCUCUCAGAUGGAACCGGAACCAACAGCAGAACCAACCUGGAGCCGCAGCUUAAGGCUCGGUGUCUCGGUUUGGAGAUGUGAACUAGAGAAAUGGCGGAUGAUGGAAAAAGCGGGGAGGGAGGAGGCAGGAAGGACUCAGGCGAGGGCAGCAGGUCCUUUCAUGACCCUCACAGUCUCUUCCCACUUGGCAUCACGAAGCGGAACCAGUCCCGAGGGAUUGUGAUCCAUCUGACCGGCACUGAAGGGGAGUGGGACAGCUUGGAGGACGAUGAGCUCAUCUUCCCCCUGGACCAUGGCGAGGAGAAGCCGCUUCCUGCGGAGGACGACAGAGACUUGAAGUCCCAGAACUUCCAUGUUCCUCUUUCCCCGUCAUCGCCUGGUUCCCUGGGGAACUGCUCUGCAGCGCCCCCUAGCUUCCUCUCCCCAGGGCCACCCUCACCCAGCCAGCGGCCCCUGGCCAGCCUCGUCAAGUCACGCUCCACUGAACUUGAGCCGAAAGAGGGCUCCACCCUCAGACCCAAGCCUCUCCUCAGCCUGGUGAAGUCCAUCUCCACGGAGCUGUCCCACUCGGAGCCCGAAGUGUCUCAGUCCAGAUCGGACUCCCGUCUCAACCUCCACCUGUGGAAGCAGCUGACCCAAACCAAACCCCGGACGGCCCCGCCGUCCCCCAGCGCUCUCUCUCCCAGUGCGGAGGGCCUGAAGGGGGGCUUCUUCAAGAUGGAGCUGGAGGACACGAAGAGGAAGCUGUCCGAGGCCAUGCAUGAGCCUCUGAGCAGCAUGUUCAGUAAGAUCAUGGGGGAAGACGGCGCAGGAAGCCCCAAACACCAGAGCAGGUCCACGGCGGCUCAUCAGGGGAGGGACGGCAGCGUGGACACCGUCCUCUCAGAGUCUCCGGUGAGGACCGGAAGGAGAGCAGAUGGAGACGUUCUGCCCGUGUUCGACUGGCCUUCGGUUGAAGGGCAGCCCAGAGCGCGGCGCCGCCCAUGUCCCGUCCAUCACCACAGAGAGCAGGAGCUGGAAAUAUGCCAAGAUGAUGACACGAUGCAAGUGUUUGCCAUUGAAGCUCCCAGGAGGGUCGGGAGGUCGCCUGGCUCUCCAGCACCGAACAGCUCCAGGUCCGGUCCGGAUCCUAAGCCUCCUCUGCCACGCAUGAGUCUACUCUGCGUGGCGGUUCUGUCCUACGGCUACUUCAUCCUUCCUCUGGGUCCGUACAUCUCGGGUCUGGCGUUGGGACUGGCUCUGGGCUUCCUGCUCGGCCUGUUCCUCAUUCGGAUCGGUUCAUCUGGCUCGGCUAACGUACACAGAGCAGCGCUGACCCGUCAGGCUGAGGCCCGUUUCCCAGGUGGCUCCAGCGCCGAGCCCGACGUCCUUCAGGGUUGGAUGAAUGAGAUCCAGGAUUACGACCCAGAAAUCUUCCACCCGGCUCUGACUCACUCCGUGUUCGCCACGCUGCAGGGCUGCGGCCUCCGCCUGGAUUACCCACGCUGCAACAUCAGGCGCCGCGCAGCGCACGACGACCCGCCGCAGGAAGUCGGCUUCGUCAAGACGCGCUGCUUCCGGCUGGAAAAGAGCAAAGUCUUCCUCCUGCCGGCGGCGCUGGCUCGGAAGAGAGUCUGGAACCCCAAGUAUCCCAUCUGCAUCCAGCUUGGAGCAGAGGACGACGGAACCGGGUCAGAACAGAACCUGGAUUCUGAUCCAGCACAGACUUCCUCCACACAACCUGGCGCCGCCCCGCCUGCGCUCUACCUGUUCGGACGCACGGGCCGGGAGAAGGAGGAGUGGUUCCGCCAUCUCCUGUUGGCGUCUGCGGUCCGGACCGGGCCAAGCCCCGGCCGAUGGUCCACCCGACCCGGUGCUCCGUCCCAGAGCGUCCCCGUCCCGUGGAGCCGAGGCCCCUGCAGCGCCGCCGCCGCGCCUGCUUCGCCCACCGCGCCCGCGGCCUACUACGGUCCUGCAGAUCCCUGCAGUGCCACCAGGGGUCUUUCUGCGCUUGACUACCACAGCUACAUGGCCCACCUCCUGGCUGCACAUGAGGCCACGCCCCCAUGCAGCCCCGGGGCUAGCAGCGCAGAGGCUAGCCCCACUGCUAGCCCCACCGCUAACACCACCUGUACCUGCGAUCAGGCCACGCCCCCCGGAGCCGGCCCCGCCUCCUGGGUCAACGCUCUGAUUGGCCGGAUCUUCUGGGACUUCCUGCGAGAGAAGCAGUGGGCCGACGCCGUCGCCCAUAAGAUCCAGAAGAAGCUGAGCAGAAUCAGACUGCCUUACUUCAUGAACGAGCUGACGCUGACCGAGCUGGACAUGGGCUGCAGCAUGCCGCACAUCGUGGCCGCCUCCAGGCCAGAGGUCAACCACAGAGGUCUGUGGGUGCAACUGCAGCUGGUUUACACGGGGAACCUGCAGAUGACGCUGCAGACCAAGUUCAACCUGUCCAAGCUGGGCAGAGAGAGCAGAGAGGAGACGGCGCAGAGCGGCCCCGAAGCUGGAGGCCCCAGCUGCAGGCCCGUCCUCAGCGUGUUGGCGGACAGCGAUGAAGAGUCGUCCAGUGCUGCUUCUUCUGAUGAAGAGGAGCUGCUGCUGUCGGAGCCUCACUGUUCAGCCGGGGAGAAAGGCUCGGUGGCGCCCCCUGAAGGAGGAAGAACCGGGAGGAAGAUUUUAAGAUUUGUGGACAAAAUCGCCAAAUCCAAGUGUUUCCAGCGAGCGGCGGAGAACGAGUUCAUCAGGAGGAAGUUUGAGGAUUUGUCCAACACGCCCCUGCUACUGUCGGUGGAGGUCCGGGAACUGUCCGGCACGCUGGUGGUCAACAUCCCAGCGCCCCCUACUGACAGGAUCUGGUACAGCUUCUGCGUGCCGCCCAAACUGGACCUGCAUGUUUGCCCCAAGCUGGGGCAGCGAGAGCUGAGCUUCUGCCAUGUGAGCGACUGGAUCGAGAAGAAGCUCCAGGACGAGUUCCAGAAAGUGUUUGUGCUGCCAAACAUGGACGACAUUUCCGUCCCGCUGAUGCAUGCUGGGAUGGACGAGUCCCUCAGUUCCUCCUGGGAGGAUCCGGCCGCCGCUCACCGCUAGUGCCUCGCUGCUGAGGAAACCAUGAAGUACCGAGUAAAACCAAAAAACCUUCAUGUUUAAAAAACAAAUUCAUCCAGUUUAAACAAGUUUACAUGUCAAUAAUCUGAUUUUAGUUAUUUAUUCAACAUAAAUCAGUUUUAUUUUGGAAUAUUAGAUGUGAAACAUUCAGAAAUAAAAACUUUUUAAAUAAAUAUGUGGAUAUUUACUCUUCCACCUCAGAGUCUAAUAUCAUCUCCAUAGAAACACAAUAUAAUAAUCCAUCAACCAUAAAGGCUCCAAAACCUCAUGUUUUAUUGGGUUGAUAAGCCAAUAAGCAGUCAGACCAUUCCUGAGUCCUGGACGGACGCUGCAGCAUUUAGCCGCCGCCGCCGUAGCAUUUAGCUGCCACUGCAGCAUUUAGCCGCCGCCGCCGUAGCAUUUAGCUGCCACUGCAGCAUUUAGCCGCCGCCGCAGCAUUUAGCUGCUGCUGCAGCAUUUAGCCGCCGCCGCCGCCGCAGCAUUUAGCCACCGCCGCCAUCUGAGGUUUUUACAUCAGGCAAGUCCAUGUGGAGAAAAUCUAAACUAGAAAAAGCCGUUCUGAAAAAUAAAUAGAUAAAAAUAAUAUAUAUUUGUUUAUCAAAUUAGAAAUGGAAGCAGACGUCAUAACGUCAUUCUGUUAUUGUUUCAUUUAUUUUAGUUGGUUUCACACAAACAGCUGCUGCUGAUUCGCUGACAUGUUGUCUGAUUUAUUCAUAUUUCACUUUAAUGUUUGUGUUCAGUAACAAAGUUUCCUGAAAUACGCAACUUUUAUUUUGGUAAUGAACUUCUGCUUAUCAGAAAGAAUUUGUAAACUUAAAUAUGUAGCUGGCUAACUAAAUAUUUGGUUUGAAGCUAAAUAAAUAUUUACCUUUGAACUUUGACAUUUAUAAAUGAAUGAAUAAUAACACGGUGAAAAUUAGAAUGAAAAUUAUUGAUCUUUUUUUCUCUCAUUACAGAUUAAAUAGACCAAAUAAUUGCUGGUUGUUUCUGAUUGGAGAACUUGACAGAAAUCUGCCUCUGAUUCAGAACUGAUUCCUUUGGAGCAAUGAAAAAAAUAAUUCUCAUGUUUUCAUAUUUUCAUGUUUCAGGUUCUAAGAGGUGAUAAUAAUCUAAAUAUCUCCCAAAGAUCCUGUUGACUCUCAAAAAUUCGUCACAACCAGUAGAUGGCGCUGGAACACAGGAACUGCAGCUUCUAGGCAGGAUGUGACCAUAUAAGGUUAAACUGGUUGGCUGGCCGAACCAGCUGCAGACUGGUCUUAGAUUUUCUGUUUCCCAUCAGAUCUGGAGAUCUGCUGGAUUCUUACUGUCUGUCUCAGAGAUCCGGCAGAUCUCCAGCCUGGAAGCCAACAAGCUGCUUGGAGGAAACAGAGAGAGUGAGUGAAAGCCAAAGCAGUGAUGGAGAUACGUUUACCCAGAAUGCAUUGUGGCGCCUUGCAGAGGGUCAGAUGUGACAGGAUGGUGGACUGGUAGCACUGGUUUUCCUCCCAGAUGGUGACUGGUUGUGUUCUGGUGAACCAGACUGCAGGAAACUUUCUAGAAGUUUCCAGAAACCAGCAGAGCUCUGAAAUAUGGCAACACUGUUACCUAGCAACAAGAAGGUCACGGUUCGAAUCCCGGCCCAGCUCUUUCUGUGAUGCUCUCUGGGUACUCCAGCUCUUACUGGGUUAACUGGGUUAACUGGUCUCUAUGGGCCUGAGAUUAGUGAACCAGAGACAGCUGGAGAGAGAGACAUUGGCACCCCGUGACCCCGUGACCCUGCAUGGUGCAGACGAUGGCUGGGUGGUUAAAGGAAGUGAGCUUCUGAUUUAAUUUCCCUUUUUGAUCCAUAAAGUCUUUUUAUUAUUUUAUUUCCUGACCUUUGACCCAGUUUCUGUCAGAAGCUGAAAACAUGAAAAGCUUCAGCCGUCCAGCCAACAUCAGCUCCACCUUAAAUAUUUUAAACGAGUCGUUUUUAUUGUCACUUUGGGGAAAAGGUGCAGCAGCCAUUAUGUCCUGUAACACUUGUGGUAAAUUUCAAAUCUUCUUCCUGAAACAAAACAACAGUGACUCAUUUCAAAACAAUAACUGCAUGAAUUCCUUUAUGAUUAAAUGAAGAGCAGAGUUCCUGAAGCUCAGCAGGAAAAAGGUUCAAACAAACAGAGGAGUGAGUCAAACCUGCCCAGGUUUAUUAUUAGCAAACCAUCUUUUCCUUUUGCCUGGAAGGAAAAGCUUUCAGGCGUUUCUCUGAAGGAAGUGGUUCUGCGGCUCAGUGGACCCAACUGGAGCUUAUCAGAGGAUCCUGGACGUCUGCCAGACAAACCGCUGCUUUCCUCUGGGCUCACACACCAAAACAGGGUUAACACACAAAACGGACGUGUUUUAUGAGUUAAUUAUGGAGUAAAGAAGGUCAAUUAUUAUGUGAAAGGAGCUUUGCAGGGAAGUUUUCCAGCAACCUGAAGGUUGGACACUGAGGAACAAAAACAUCCAUCGCUGAUUCCCAUCAUGACUCACCUCAGGCUUCCUCAUAUUUCUCCAUAAACGCUGUUGAUGACAGCAGACUCCUGUGGGGUCAUGACCUCCUGUGCGGUCAUGACCUCCAACACACUGAAUCCCUCGCUGAUGACCUGGACGUGGAAACCCAGCAGGAGAACCAAGCGAUGCAGCUUGAAUGUUUCCUGUCCAGGUGAUUUUCUGCAGCUACAAAAUACCAGGAGGAAAAUCACACGUUCAUCAGUCAGAGACAAGGUUGCUGAACUUUAACCCCUUCCUGCACAGCAAACGUCUUCAUGGUGGACUCAACCAGAACAUCUGGGUUUGAAACCGACAACCUGCUGCAGGAGGAGAUCUGAGCAACCGAAGCUGAUCGGUUUCCUGCGUCUUCAGAAGAUCUGGGUUCACCUGCAGCGUUCAGACACCCAGCUGUGAUGAUUAAAGUCUGUUUCUAAAGGUUCACAGAAACCUUCAGUGAAAAUCUCAUUUCUGAUGGGUUGCCAGGUUGAACACAGAGACGCAUUGUUCCAACAUCUGGGGAAGUUUUAUUUGUCUUCAGGAGAAACCAGGCGGAUGCUCAGAAACACCAGGAACUUUCAGAAGCAGAAGCAUAAAUUAGGUUUCUGUUCCCUGGUCUUACUGUAACAGACGUGAUGCAAGAAGCUGCUGCUAAGCUAACGAUCAGGCUUCAUUCCAACUGAACAGGAAACUCACUUUCUGCCUCCCGGCGACAAACGAAGCCGGUUCUGCAGCUCAGGAGAGGCGGACAGAUCAAACAUCCAGGCCCUCAAUGUUUGAGCUCUGGCGCUAACAAUUUAGCGCAUUAGCGUUAGCUUCCAGGAAUGUUUUUAUGUGACUAUAUGAUUAUAUGAUUCUUGUUUAGUGAUUUAUUGGUUAUUGAACGUCACUUUUUAGUUAGCGGUGGCUAAUAACUGCUUUACAGUCAGAAAAUGGAAACAAGAUCAAGAAAACAUGCAUGAUUUCUAUAUGCAUGAUUUGAAAUAUGUAGACCAUAAUCUGACACAAACACAUUCACCCAGUUCUCCAUUUUAAUGCAAAAAUAAAAUUUUCAUGACAACCAUUUUUCUAUUUCAUAAUCGCAUUGUAUUUUAUGAUUGUGUAUAGCACUUUGGUCCUGUUGGUGUAUAAAGUGCUUCGUAAUAAAGUUGGUAUGGUAACCAUG